UUUCUUGGGUCAAAAUCUUCUCUUCGUUCUCUAUCUUGAGGAUUUCUAGGGUUCUGAGAUUCAGGAGAGAGAUAACGAACAGCAAUGGCGAAUCAAGUGAUCUCCGGAAUCAAGGAAACGGUUCAAUCGAUCAACGGCGCGGCUCGUCCAUGGGGCGAUUUCCUCGAUCUCUCCGCUUUCAGCUUCCCGUCCUCCUUCUCCGACGCCACAACUCGCCUCACUCAGAACCUUGCUCAUUUCCGCAUCAACUACACCAUCAUCCUCUCCGUCCUCCUCGCUCUAACCUUGAUCACACGCCCGAUCGCCAUCCUCGCUUUCGUAGCCGUCGGCUUAGCUUGGUUCUUCCUCUAUUUCGCUCGCGAGGAGGCGCUCACCGUCUUCGGGUUCACCGUCGACGAUGGCGUCGUGGCGGUGCUUCUCAUCGUUCUAACGAUCGCAGCGCUAGUUACCACUGGAGUUUGGCUCAGUGCUCUCACCACCGUUGGAUUCGGAGCUCUGGUUUUGAUCUUACACGCGGCGCUGAGAGGAACGGAGGAUCUUGUGACGGAUGAUCUGGAAUCGCCUUACGGACCAAUGCUCUCUACCGCCGGCGGAGAUAACGGUGAUUACAGUGGGAUUUGAGCUACAUUUGGUGCUUGUAACUAAACUCUAAUUGUUUUCUUUGUGUUCAUUAUUAGACAUUGUUCAAGACGUUAAGGAAUCAAAUGAAAGUUUAUACGAUCCGGAUUA
This is a messenger RNA of Brassica oleracea var. oleracea, 729 nucleotides long. RefSeq names its product PRA1 family protein D. The transcript has a single exon. The coding region runs from base 85 to 621 and encodes 178 amino acids. Gene Ontology annotation, cellular component: endoplasmic reticulum; Golgi apparatus. Gene Ontology annotation, biological process: vesicle-mediated transport. The record is from RefSeq and is a predicted model, not a curated record. Lineage: Eukaryota; Viridiplantae; Streptophyta; Magnoliopsida; Brassicales; Brassicaceae.